Hemibagrus wyckioides is the source of this 6968-nucleotide messenger RNA. RefSeq lists its product as uncharacterized. NCBI's taxonomy places the organism in Eukaryota, Metazoa, Chordata, Actinopteri, Siluriformes, Bagridae. Bases 2259 to 2933 code for a protein of 224 amino acids. The record is from RefSeq and is a predicted model, not a curated record. The transcript is spliced from 11 exons.
GAGCGAAAGCUUCUGACGUCACGUCAUCAGGAAGUAAACAACAAUGGCUGUACGUUGUACGGACAAGUUACACUACUCGUAUUUAUUCAUGUAUAUAGCGGUGUGUGUUUUGUUUGGAAAAUCGACCGGCACGUUGACUUCAGCUAAAUCUGGACUUGGUGAAAUCAAGUAUUUGCGAAGUUUUCGAAGUGUUACAGAAGAGCCUACAGCUCCACCUCCAGGGGUCAGGUUGCACCCCGGCGUCGUUGCAGCCGUCGUAAUCGUCGCAAUUGCUGCAAUAGUGGCUGCAGUUUUUAUUAUUAAAAAAUAUUGCUUCCCGCAGAGUGAUGCCACAUACAGAUACUCAGUGCUGAGACGGAUGGAGGAGCAGAGAGAAGAAGAAUCUGAUGAGGAUCUUUUGGAGUGAAACCGGAGGUGACAUGGAUUUAAAAAAAUAAUAAUAAUUCUCCAGAUUUUCUUCAUAAACAGUUUGUCCUUUUCAGCCCCAUCUUCCCUCUGUCCUUACAUUUAAUGCCAAAACCAUUAUAGGUUUUUAACAGUCACAUGGUGCUAGUAAACUUCAUAGCUGUGAAUGGUAAAAUGAUUUAUUAAGAGCUGCCUUUAGGAUCCACAUUGGAGCAAUUUCAAGGGGGGAUCUUUGACACACAGCCAAUGGGACUGUGAGUUGCUUUGUUUAUUAUUAUUAUUAUUAUUAUUAUUAUUAUUAUUAUUAUUAUUAUUAUUAUUAUUAUUAUUAUUAUUACUUGGUCCAGGAAAUAGAUUCUAGAUUCAAAGUUGCUGUAAUUCUUUUUAUUUUAAUUAACUGGGAUUUGGUCUAAUUCCCCCAAAUUCAAAAACAACUCAAUUUGAGUCUGUGGAAAUUUCAGAAAUAAAAAGCUACAUGGCUCUGAUAAAUGGUCAAAAUAUGAUUGCAUUUAUUUAAAUAAUAAGUCUAUUUGAACAGCUGGAUUAUGUGUAAAUAAAUCUGUACUGAGGAGGUCCAUGAAAUGUAUUAAAGUUAAAUUUAAAGCAGUCUCCUGCUGUUAGAAAACUCCUGCUAUACAGUUUAUCACAACAAUACAGAACUGGCUUUAUUAAACUCCUUAAUCUGUAUUGCCACUCAUUUUAAGGGACUUUAUGUUGGACAUUUUUUUCUCUUUAUUUAUUGUAUGUAGUGUAGUUACAACACUUUUGCAUAUUUCUCCCUAUUCAUAUUAAGAUUUGUGGGCAGCUGUCUUAUCAGAUGAUUGGGCUUUUGCACAAACCUUCUUUAGUUUUUCUUUAUUUGCACAGAGGUUACAAAAAAAGGGGUUGGUCUACUGGUAUUCCUCUCCUCUAUUAUUAAUUAUUAAUUGAGAUGAUUAUGUUAAAUCAGUUUUGAAUUAUCCAAUAUUAUUCAAUAACUUAAAUAUGGUCCAUUCUGUAUUAUUUUGUGGUGUUCUGUUUGUUUUAUUAAGCUGUCUGAAAAUGUGAUUAGAUUUCCUUGUGAUAAAUUUUGUUUGGUUGCUGUGCUUGUGCAAUAGAUUGUAUGCCUUGAUAUGUACCUCUGAAACACUGAAAGAUUUUAUGAUCUGAAAUUGUUUAAUCAGUGAUGGCUGAAAAUUCACCACUCAAGAUUAAAGUUAUUUAAAAGCAUAUUGUUUAUUCAAAUUUUUUAGUUUACACACUCUGCUGCAAUAAAAGAUAGUUGUUUACAUAGUGGGUGGUACUGUAGGGCAGGUGGGAUCUUUGGCAUCUGAUCGGAUUCAACCCUGAGCUCAGGUUUCCGUGCAUGCUGCCUCUUUGUUUCCGUAAGUUUCUUCUGGUUUCCUCCCACCACCCAAAACAUGUCAGUAGGUGGAUUAGCUAAGAUAAAGCCUCUAGGUUUAAAUGAGAUGUUGUAAAUGAAAUGUUGUAAAUCAGUAUAAGAUUCAUAUUGACUGCAACCCUGGUCAGGAUAAAACAAUUAAUAAAAGUGAGUGACAAUGUUUAUAUAGUAAAAAUGAAAGUCAAAUGAUUAACUAGAGGGAUGGCUGCAAAGAAAACAAUUGUAUGACAGAAAUAUUUACAGAGUUCAGGGUGUGUCAAGGUUUGGUGCCUCCUGGUCUGAUUAUCUUUUUUUUACAUUGUGACUUCUUAAACAGCUCCAUUCUGUAGGCAGGCAAGUUUCAGAAAUACAAUAUACUUAAAAUAGUACUGAAGAUAGAUAAGAUGAACACAGGCAGGAUAAGACAUAAAGGUAAGGAUCCUGUAAGUUCCUGGUUAAUCAAUCAUUUGCUUCUACAAUAGGCGCUUAUAAUAUGGACUUUUUUGUAUUUCCAGAGCUGUGCUUAGCUGUUACAUUUGUGAUCAUCAUUGUCUUCAUAUUCGGGUUCCUGUUAAAGGAAACACCUCAACAAGAGCAUGCAAAAUAUGUGCAUGGAAUGGAAAGUUCAGACUGUGUUUCUCCAGCUUUGUUUGAGGCUUAUCCAGGUUGCUGUCCUCAUAAAGUAUGCCCAGCAGACCACUUCCCCUUCUUUGUGCGCAGUGGGGCAGCCAAUGCAGUUGGGCCAAAGAUCUGUUUUAACAACAGGAUUGUUAUGUCAGGAGGACAAAGCAAUGUUGGAUUGGGUGUAAACAUGGUCAUAGUGGAUGGUGAAACCGGGAAUAUACUGAGGAGUGACUUCUUUGAGCUCAUUACUGAAGGAUUGCUUGACAUUCUAAAGACAAUACAAAAGGGAAAUAUAGUUUUAGUAGCCUCAUAUGCAGACCCUUCUAUACAAUUAACUGAUGAGGUCAGAGAGCUAUUUGCUGGCAUGGGUAGCAGUAUGGUCUACUCUGUGAAGUACCGGGAUAGCUGGGUGUUUGCAGGGGCAGGUGGACUGAAUAAGGAGAGUCCUUUUGAGAAGCUCAUCGUGAAUGAUCAGAAGACGAAUGCGUAUGGAGAUUGGCCAGAGAUGGGGGAGCUUGGUGGCUGCUUUCCCAGAAAGGUUUGAUCAGUACUAAAUGAGCCUGCUGCACCAGCCACCUGGAGACCAUUAAAAUACAGAACACUGCAACUGAGGGACGUAAAUCAUAACAUUUUGAACUGUUUUAGAAUAUUCACAUAUGGAUGCCUGGAUGUAUUAGCCAUAUAUUGGCCUUAAUUUGAAUCUAAAUUUGUAUCAGAAGUAAAUCUAAUCCAAUACACACUCCCACACACUGGGAAAAGGAUUCUUGAAUUUUCCAUAUUAUAACGAUGCUGUGUAAAUAUGAUCAUAUCUCAUUAUAUUGUUUAAUUAGAUUAGCUUACAAACCUGCAGAGCUCUGCCCUCUUUUUCUUCCCCACUGGCAUGAAAGCUCAAUCGUGUUACAGUAGCUGUUCUUGGCCUCAGUUGUCCUUUAGGUGUGUUUUUAUUUCCUGUACUUCAUGUUUCUCAAAGCAAGUGCAGAAGGUAUCCCUAAAUCCCCAGACCCAUCUUAGAGGUAGCAGUGUGUGUCAUAGCCAACAUGUAAAGAAUGCAAGAAUUUUUCACAGGGGGCAAUAUGGCUUAGUGGCUAGUAGGUUUGCCUCACACUUCUGGGAUGUGGGUUUGAUGUUCGGUUCUCCCUGUGCUUCAGGAGUUUCCUCUGGUUACUCUGGUUUCUUUCCCCAGUCAGUUGUAGGUUGAUCGGCGUUCUCUAAACAGAUACAGAUUUUACAGAUUUACCUUACUGCUUCAAGCACAGGUUAUGUCAGGUUGUCUUAUCAUUUAACGUCCUCUGAAUUUCUCCUAUGUCAUGUUUCUCACCUGUAACAUUCUGUGCCUUAACAUUGCUUAGUUUAAAGACAGUUUGCUUCCUGUUCUGCAAUAAGAGAAUGUUAGGAAUGCUAACACAUUUUGAAAAAGUGAUGGAGAGAUUAUAUGCCUGGGUAAGUAAUGAGGUGGCUGACAGCCAGCUGGUUCCACAAGUAUGUUAGGUCAGUUUGAUUCACCCAGAAUGAUGCAUACACACACACACACACACACACUUAAUCACUCACUCACUACCUCUUCGUGUUUUCUCUCAGCACACUUGGAUGCCAUCCUCUUUAUCACUUUCUUUUACUUCCAUACUCGAAAAUGUCAUAUUUCAGGAACGGCUGAAGAGGCGAAUACAUAACAACCAUUACAUUAAUGUCAUUUGCAUUAAUGUAAUGUGAGAUACUUAUUGUGAUAAAAGCUUCCAUUAUGAGAAGAAAAUGAUCUGGAGAAAACCACCACUUGGAUAUAAACAUUUACUGCAUCACGGAUUACGCCUGCAGCAAUUCACAAAUUUAUGUAAAAAAAUUUCUGAAACUUUUCCCAAAUCCAUUAGAGAACUUGGAGCGAUGCUAGCAUUUCCAUUCUCUGUUCCAUAUGUUCUCCAUGAGCACAUGACUAUAGCCUUCAGCCCCAGCAUUCAUGAUGUGCUUAACCUGUUAUCAGACCAGGAGCUGCAUCUAAUUUUUUUUAAGUAUUAGAAUAUUCAUGGAUCUGAGUGAACAGGAUUCAGCUUUGAGAGCUAGUCUCUUUGCUGUCAAAAAUAGAAAGUAUACUGUGCAGGUUCCAACAGUACAAUGCUAUGAAAAUCACUCAAACUCAGAUUUCGGAUUUAAGCUCUGCAUUAGGCUCUGAUCUGUUGUGAGAUAAAGGGGAACAUUUGGACCAGAACCACCUGCUGUUGCAGCAGACAGAUGAGGGCUAUUAUGAAGAGCUCAUUAGGCUGAAAAAAAUCACAUAAAGGCCUCCAGGAGCCACUGGGAGUUCCCCCCGGAAGCUGCUCAUCAUUCACAUAUGGGUGCCAAGCACAGCCUAAAUAUGCAAAGCAUUCCCAAAAAAUACUAUUGAUCAGUAAAACUGUUCAGUAAUGGUGCUGAUUACUAAUACUCUGUGCUGUAACAUGAACUUUCAAAAGUGGUUGGUUACUUUACUAGUUGCUGAACAUACCUGUUACAACAUGUUGAAGAUGGAAAUAAAUGAUAGGGUUAUGUUUCAAAUAGCACUGUCAAUGGUUAACUAUGAGGCUCAUACUUUAUUUGAUCAAUUAUUAUUCCUGUGUGUGAUCUACAGUAAAGGGCAAUAAGCUUAGUUUAUUUAUUUCACCCAUUUUCUUCAUAUAAUAGAUAUCACUACAGUAACUGCUUGAAGAACAGCUAGAAAAUGUCUCUCGUCAGAGUCUGAUUAUGGGAAGUCCUCUCACUAGAGGGCAGUGGUGAAACUCAAACUCCUGCACUGUGUAGGUAUCUGCCUGUGUGCCUUCCUCUGAUUCUGAUGUUUUGCUGUAGGAGUAGCAGUAGAGGUGAAGCCUGAGAUGCAGAGGGCUCUUGAGGGGUGAAAGUGUGAGCCGCUUAGGAGGCCUUCACACACUAGAGAAUGUAACAGGCAUGGUAUUAGAAAAUCCCCAGGCUUUCUUUUUUUUUUUUUUAUUGCAGGUUUCUUAUUUUAUUACUUUUUAUUUUUAACCAAAUUCUAAUUUUGGUGUCUGGCAGAUUUCUGUGAAUUAGAAAUGAUAAGUUCCCUUAUGCAAUUAUUUUAUUUGGUACCAGAAAAUCUUUCCUGAAGUAUGUUUAUUUUAUACUUAUCAGUUCUACUUAUUCAUGCUGUGAGAAAUCUGGGAAUGCCACUCUGAGCACAAAAACAUUAAAGGAGGGGUUCAGGAAAAACACAUAACAAACGAAAAAAAAGACAUGACCAUUCAUAUACACUAUAUGGGCAAAGGUAUGUUGACACCUGACCAUCGCACUUAUGUGGUUCUUCCCCAAACUGUUGUCACAAUUUUGGAAGCACACAAUGAAUGAAUAUCUUUCAACGUUACAGUUUCUCUUAACUGGAACUAAUGGGUCCAAACAUGUUCCAGCAUUAUUCUGCAAAAAUUUAUAGUCUUAUACUGGUCAUUUACCAAGGUUGGAGUGGAAAUAUUUGAAUGGUCUGUCCAAAGCAAUGAUCUCGACCACACUGAACACUUUUUGAAUGAACUGAAUGCACUUGAAUUGACUCCACACCACACCUCCUCAACCAGCAUCAGUACAUAAUGCUGCACAAAUCUUCACACAUUUCAAAAUCUAAUGGAAAUUCUUCCUAUAAGAGGAGGACAAAAUCUGGAAUGAGACAUUCAAAAAUCACAUAUGGCAAGGAUUAUCUGGUGUUGACCUUUCAGUCUCUCACACUAUAUCCAUAGCAAGGUUUUCUGGUUUAAAUACUAAAUAGCACUUUUCAUUAAAAGUGAUUAUAUUUGUUGAUGUUUUUUUGAGUGCCUGGACAGUGAGGGGAAAUGGUGUGGAAUAAGCACCACAGGCCCAGAAAGACACAUUCUCUAUGUAUUCCUUACUCUUGUCUUCCUUCUUGCUUAAUCCCAUCCUGGGUGCUUUAUUUUUAGCUGCACUCUUCACGUGCUUAGAGAUAUAACCAGACAUUAGCUUUCUCUUUCAUCAUGUCCGUAAGACAUACAGAUUUGCCAAAGUUUUCUUAAAUUGAUUACAGCAGCUUUACUGAAUGUCUAGAGAAUCUCCAGAUAGAUCUCUCUACUUGCAUGUGAUAAUAGGUAAGAUUGAUUGUGAUACCACAGAAUAAUGUUAAACUGGCUAGCAGUAUUGUAGCUUAAAUUGCUCAAAAUGUUUUCAUUGUAAGUCUUUUUUUUUAUUAUUAUUUUAGCCUAGAUUUGUUUAAUAUAAAAAUGGACCUAACAAGCUUUGCAUUUUUUUAACAUCUCAUUUCCAUCGUAUUUUCACCCACAUACACUAACAACCACUGAAGACUAACAACUGGGAAAUGAGAUUUGACUAAUAUGUUCUUUUAUAGGCUUCACUGUUCACUAACAAGCAUAUUCCUGCUGUUCAUGGAUGAUGGAUGAGCUAUGUUGAAACACAUGACAAACCUUUCCAUUGAUGGCAAUGAAGUAACAUCAAAUCAUGUUCUCUCUUCUUUUUUUUUUUGCUAAAUGCUUGUAAAUUAUGUUUAUUUUUGGCCAAAGUAACAAUUUAAGGAAAAUUAUAUGUCACAAAAGCUGAGAGAACGAUAAAUGAUUAUAAUUUAUAAAUGUGUUUAUUAAAA